Messenger RNA from Acaulospora morrowiae, 121 nucleotides. NCBI's taxonomy places the organism in Eukaryota, Fungi, Glomeromycota, Glomeromycetes, Diversisporales, Acaulosporaceae. The record is from the annotation of a GenBank genome assembly.
GGCUAAGCAGAAUCCAGAUCCAUCCUCAAACAUGGAAAGCCGGCCACCAGUAACACUACCUAACACAAACAACAAGAAUGUUCUCCUAGAUAUCAUUCUCAUAGAUAGAACCCGACGCCAA